AUGCCCUUGAUGUUCCGUCAGGCUGACCUCCCCCACGUGGCGGCUGCGUGCCGUCGCUGGUGCCCGCUCGCCCUGGACCCCUCGCUGUGCUGCGCUGCCUUCUGCCGCUCCCACCGCCUGCUCUCCCUGCGUCUCCCCUCCUCCGCUGCGCGCUCCCAACCCCCUCCCCUCCCCUCGUCCCCGACUCCUCGCACCGCCCGCCGUGGCCCCCCCUCCCUCCUCUCGCUCCUCGCGUCACCCGAGUUCGCCCUCUCGCACCCCAUUGGCCGCACUGACUCCAUUGCCAGCCUGGCAGUGCGCUUCCACGUGCAGGCCAUGGACAUCCGGCGUCUCAACAACAUCAUGAGUGAUCAUGCCAUCCACACGCGCACGCGCCUCCUCAUCCCCAUCCCCCCCUCGCGCCGCCCGGCUGAGCUGGCGGGGCGGCAUUGCGCCAUCCAGUUUGAUUCGCACGCGCGGCGGGAGGUGCUGCUGGUGUUCCAGGAGGGGGAGGAGGCGGAGAUCCGGCAGGCGUAUGGAGAAGCACGAAAUGCCAGACCCUCGGCAGCACAUGGCACUGCGCAGGUGGUUUCUCUGUUGCAAAGAGCCCUUCAGGUGGACGAGCCAACAGCGCAGUACUACCUGGGCGAGGCGGGCAGCGAUGUGCGGGCGGCAGUGGCACUGUUCAUGGAGGACCAGCAGUGGGAGCGGGCGCAGGCACAGGCAGGGGAGAGGAGGAAGAGCCUUGUGAUUGGCUGCAGGAGGGGGAGAGCUGAUAGGGAAUGUGGCUCGAAUGCGAGUGUGAAGCAAGGAGAUAUUGUGCGAGAUGAGAAAUUAGAGCGUUGUCGAAUCCCCUUCCCCCGUCCGUCCAUAUCUCGCAUCCACCGUCCGUCGCCACAGCUUCCCCCAUCCGUCGCACCAGCUUCCCCCGCCCAUCGCCCUCGCUUCCCCCGCCCAUCGCCCUCGCUUCCCCCGCCCAUCCCCCUCGCUUCCCCCGUCAUCGCCCUCGCUUUCCCCUCCCGUCGCCCUCGCUUCCCCCUCCCGUCGCCCUCGCUUCCCCCUCCCGUCGACCUCCCAUCUCCCUCCCGUCCCCCUCCCGUCCCCCUCCCGUCCCCCGCCAAUCGCCCUCCCGUCCCCCUCCCAUCGCCCUCCCGUCGCCCUCCCAUCCCCCUCCCAUCCCCCUCCCAUCCCCCUCCCAUCCCCCUCCCAUACCCCUCCCAUACCCCUCCCAUCCCCCUCCCAUCCCCCUCUCAUCCCCCUCUCAUCCUCCUCCCAUCCCCCUCCCAUCCGCCUCCCAUCCCCCUCCCAUCCCCCUCCCAUCCCCCUCCCAUCCCCCUCCCAUCUCCCUCCCAUCCCCCUUCCAUCCCCCUCCCAUCGCCCUCCCAUCCCCCUCCCGCCGCCCUCCCAUCCCCCUCCUCUCCCCCUCCCAACCCCCUCCCACCCGCCUCUCAUCCCCCUCCCAUCCCCCUCCCAUCCCCCUCCCAUCCCCCUCCCAUCCCCCUCCCAUCCUCCUCCCAUCCCCCUCCCAUCCCCCUCCCAACCCCCUCCCACCCCCCCCUCAUCCCCCUCCCAUCCCCCUCCCAUCCCCCUCCCAUCCCCCUCCCAUCCUCCUCCCAUCCCCCUCCCAUCCCCCUCCCAUCCCCCUCCCAUCCCCCUCCCAUCCCCCUCCCAUCCCCCUCCCAUCCCCCUUCCAUCUCCCUCCCAUCGCUCUCCCAUCCCCCUCCCAUUCAUUCUGCUCAUCUUUCCGUCCUUAUUUUCCUGGGUCAAUCUGUUUCCCCUGCUCAUUCUCACUGUGUUUCUCCUGCCCAUUCUCUCCCCAACUACUCGCUCUGUUCCUCUCUGCUCCACUCUCUUCCCCCUGUUUCGCUAUAUUUCUUCCUGUUCACUCUCUCUUCCACUGCUCAAUCUGUUCCCCCUUUCACUCAUACCCAUCUCCAACCACGCAGUGUACAGGUCCCAGGCCCCAACACCACAGGCCAAGGUUGCAUGCAGUGUAGCAACAAGAACGGGGAGAAAAAAAAAUACAUUUCCUAG
Closterium sp. NIES-65 is the source of this 2013-nucleotide messenger RNA. NCBI's taxonomy places the organism in Eukaryota, Viridiplantae, Streptophyta, Zygnematophyceae, Desmidiales, Closteriaceae. The record is from the annotation of a GenBank genome assembly.